Molecule: messenger RNA, 2671 nt
Organism: Sphaerodactylus townsendi
Lineage: Eukaryota; Metazoa; Chordata; Lepidosauria; Squamata; Sphaerodactylidae
Gene: SLC8B1
Product: solute carrier family 8 member B1
Exons: 16
Coding region: 341-2101 (586 amino acids)
Biological process (GO): calcium export from the mitochondrion; intracellular calcium ion homeostasis
Cellular component (GO): membrane
Molecular function (GO): calcium:sodium antiporter activity
Source: RefSeq, a predicted model, not a curated record
GUUGCGAGAAGGCAGCUGGCGCACAGGUGCGGCAUGCAUGGGCUGCGAGGCUCGGCUCCGUCCAGGCUGCGGGGCAAUCCUUGCUCCGGUGCGGCACCGCACAUGGUUCAGCCUCCUUGCAGACGAGGACGUCGCCAAGAAUUCUCCAACUUUCUGUGGAAGGGAAACCACUUCUCUAUUUUUACCAACGGCUGAAAUUUACGAAACUUCCUAGUGGUUUCAUGAAAGGGUCUUCUCUCCCUCCUGUAUAUCUUUACCUUCAGACAGAUAAUGCCGUGACAAGCGGGAGUUCUCAGUAUCUGGCCUCUUUGGUCCCACCAGGGCUUUACAGCAAGGUGAUAUGUGGACUUUCUGGGUCUUUGGUGUGGCCUGGAUGCUGGUUGGGCAGGUCAGGGCUGACAGAGCCUUCAUCGGACCAUGGGAGCCCAUGACCCCAGCCCCUCUCUGUUUGGAGAUCACGGAGCAACCCAACAAUACCCAGUACUCUGGACGCAGCGUGGAUUGCAGGGAGGUGAAGAAACAGAACGUCUCCGAGCGCUGCUCCUUCAUUCGAAGUAACCCAGACUGCCGGAUGGACGGUGGGUUUCUCAACUACCUCAAUGGAAUCUUCUGCGUCUUCCCAGCAGAUCUACAACCUGUUGCAGUCACUCUCUAUAUUCUGUGGCUCUUCUACCUGUUUCUUAUCCUUGGCGUCACAGCUGAGAAAUUUUUCUGUCCCAAUUUAUCUGCAAUUUCCACCAAGUUGAAGUUGGCCCACAAUGUAGCAGGUGUUACCUUUCUAGCCUUUGGGAAUGGCGCACCAGAUGUCUUCAGUGCCGUAGUGGCAUUCUCCGACCCACGGACAGCUGGCCUAGCCAUCGGAGCCCUCUUUGGUGCUGGCAUCUUCGUCACCACCAUAGUGGCUGGAGGUAUAGCCAUGGUGAGACCUUUCACCACAGCUUCCAGGCCGUUCCUCAGGGAUGCCAUCUUCUAUAUGGUGGCGGUGUUUUUGACUUUCGUGGCUCUCUACUUUGAGCAGGUCACCCUGGCAGAAGCUCUGAGUUACAUUGGGCUGUACGUCUUCUACGUCUUGACAGUGGUGGUCUCUACAUGGCUUCACAAAAGGCAGCACAGGGAGAGGCUGCUUCCUUCCACUCCUGCGGAGCCAGAACUUCCUAGAGACUCUGAAGAUGGGGAUUCCUCAAGCUUCAAUGGAGGAGACUAUAGGGAAGAAUACCAGCCCUUGCUGCCCUCGGAAGAGAGUACCCUACAGAUCCUGACACACUCCAUGAACCCCCUGGAUUACAGGAAGUGGAGGAGGAAACCCUGCUACUGGCGUGUCCUCAAGGUCUUUAAGUUGCCAGUGGAGGUGCUACUGCUGCUGACAGUCCCGGUCGUGGACCCUGACAGGGAGGACCAAAACUGGAAACGACCUCUGAACUGCCUGCACUUGGUCACUGCCCCCCUUAUUUGUAUCAUCACACUGAAGUCUGGUGAAUAUGGCUUUCAUAAGAUCCAGGAUGUCUUCCCAGUGUGGGGUGUGGUGGCCCUAGCCGGGGCCCUCUUGGCUGUGAUAGUCUUCUGCACUACAAAGAAUGAGGAACCACCCCGAUACCACAUUGUUUUUGCUUUCCUGGGUUUCCUGGUCAGCGCCAUGUGGAUCAAUGCUGCUGCCACAGAAGUGGUGAACAUCUUGAGGACUUUGGGUGUUAUUUUCCGUCUGAGCAACACGGUCCUUGGACUGACGUUGCUGGCUUGGGGAAACAGCAUAGGGGACACUUUCUCAGACCUCACCAUGGCUCGGCAAGGAUACCCCCGCAUGGCCUUUUCGGCUUGCUUUGGAGGCAUCAUCUUCAAUAUGCUUGUUGGAGUUGGACUUGGUUGCCUGCUGCAGAUGACAAACACCAAACUGGUAGUGAAGCUGGAACCAGAUAGCCUCCUGGUGUGGAUCUUGGCCGGAGCGCUGGGUCUCAGCUUAGUGUUCUCGUUCAUUGCGGUGCCUGCCCAGUGCUUCCGCCUGAGCCGAGGAUAUGGCUGUUGCCUCAUCGUCUACUACCUGGCAUUCUUGACGGUUGCGCUGCUGACGGAGUUCAAGGUGAUCCGGCUGUCCACCUUCUCCUAAACAGGACUCUUGCCUUGGAUACUGCCACAAGACAAGCCGAUGACAGGCCCACUCUUGACCAGGAUGCCUACUGGACAGUGCCUUGAAGCAGAAAGCGGCCUGUUUUGCUGGCAAAUGUGGAACAGGCCUUCUGAUCACAACUGCUCAUUGCCACUGAGGGAAGGAGACGGCUCUGAAUCUCCAAAAAGCCACCAUGAAGUUACUGUGGGAUGAAAACUUCACCCUGUUUGCUGCUUUGUUGUGGCUUUUAGGAUCUGGGGUGAAGGGGCGAAAUUGUGCCCGAAAGCCCUGUGGAAGUUGACAAGCCUUGAUCAGUAUUUUAAAUCAAAAGACGUUGUUUUAGAUUUGGAAUGUUACUCUGUUUUUUGUUCCAUAAAUUGUUUUUACAAAAAGAUUUGAGAGGAGUUUGCUAAACAUGGGUUUUCGAUCCCCUUUUUAACAAGCUAGAGCGUUGUAAACCGCAAGAUGUUUCAGAGGGUUGAAAGUGGCAGGGCUUCUAUGAACUUCCAUGCUCUCAAAAACCAGCCUUGCAGAGAGAACAAAUUAAAAGGCACUUUCAAAUCCUUUGGG